This is a messenger RNA of Mollisia scopiformis, 2722 nucleotides long. Its product is annotated as catalase/peroxidase HPI. Gene Ontology annotation, molecular function: heme binding; catalase activity. The transcript is spliced from 8 exons. Lineage: Eukaryota; Fungi; Ascomycota; Leotiomycetes; Helotiales; Mollisiaceae. Gene Ontology annotation, biological process: cellular response to hydrogen peroxide; hydrogen peroxide catabolic process. The record is from RefSeq and is a predicted model, not a curated record. Gene Ontology annotation, cellular component: cytosol. Bases 226 to 2574 code for a protein of 782 amino acids.
CGCUCAAAUUCAGCUUCCACAACAAAAUGGCAAGUGCCAUAAGGUGGAAGUUGUUGAAAAAUAUCUCUACAGAAAGACUGUGCAGAAGUUACGAUAUAAAGGUUCCCGUUCCCCAGUUCUCACUCCUCUUCCGACACGGCACUUCAGUCUUUACCAUCACUCCUGUCUUUACCCUUACUUCUCGAUUUCUCUCAUCUCCUUUACCGACUACUGGGUCUUAUUAACAUGGCUCCCGUCUGGUCUGUCCUGCUCGGGCUUCUGCCCCUCGUCUCGGCUCAAGGUUGUCCCUUUUCCAAAAGAGGCUCGACCUCAGAUCUCUUCGUCCGACAGGGCGGUGACGAACCCUCUCUAACCACUCUCCAAACCUCUUUCGGCAAAUGCCCAAAGAUCAGCGAUGCAGCUGGUGGUGGCACUCGGAGUCACGACUGGUGGCCGUGUCAACUCAGGCUGGAUGUGCUCCGUCAAUUUUCACCUGAGCAGAACCCUCUUGGUGGAAACUUCGAUUAUGCUGCCGCGUUCGCUACUCUGGAUUACAAAAGGCUCAAGGAAGACAUCAAGGAUCUUUUGAGCAAUUCGCAGUCUUGGUGGCCAGCAGACUUUGGUACCUAUGGUGGUCUGUUCAUUCGUUUGGCUUGGCAUAGCGCAGGUACCUACCGCGCGGUAGAUGGACGAGGUGGUGGUGGUAUGGGUCAACAACGUUUCGCUCCACUGAACAGUUGGCCCGACAAUGCAAAUCUCGACAAGGCACGACGCCUGCUGUGGCCCAUCAAACAAAAGUAUGGCAAAGCCAUCUCAUGGGCUGAUUUGCUCCUUUUAGCUGGUAACACUGCCCUAGAGGAGAUGGGAUUUCCCGUCCUCGGAUUCGGCUUUGGACGUCCCGAUACGUGGCAGUCGGAUGAGAGUGUUUUCUGGGGAGCUGAGACAACCUUUGUUCCUCAAGGAAAUGAUAUCCGAUAUAAUGGGAGCACUGAUUUCGUUGGCCGUGCUACUCACCUUGAAGAACCACUUGCCGCUACUCAUAUGGGUCUCAUCUAUGUCAACCCCCAAGGACCUAAUGGCAACGGUGACCCUAUGAUGUCCGCACUUGACAUUCGAGAGGCUUUCGGCCGCAUGGGCAUGAACGAUUCCGAGACGGUUGCCUUGAUUGCUGGAGGGCAUGCUUUUGGCAAAGCUCACGGCGCUUCUAGCACCGCUUUGGGUCCCCCUCCUGAAGGCGGCUCUCUUGAACAGCAGGAUUUCGGUUGGGCCAACAGCUUUGGUACUGGCAAUGCAGAUGAUGCCAUAACCAGCGGACUGGAAGUGAUCUGGUCCAAGACUCCCACUAAGUGGAGCAAUGAUUAUCUGAAAAGUCUUUUCCACAACACAUGGACAUUAGUCAAAAGCCCAGCCGGCGCUCUUCAAUUCGAGGCACUCAACAGUACCGUUGAUUACCCAGAUCCUUUCAAUGGAGCCGCCCGCCAUGCCACUAUGCUAGUCAGCGAUCUUGCACUCCGUGAAGAUCCUAUCUACGGUGCUAUUGCCGGAGCAUGGGCAAGCAACUUCACCCUUCUCACUGAUGCCUUUGCAAACGCAUGGUUCAAGCUCCUCCAUCGUGAUAUGGGUCCCAUUUCUCGCUACCUUGGCCCCGAGAUUCCUCAACAACAAUUCAUCUGGCAAGAUCCCCUCCCUAAAGUGAACUACCCUUGUAUCACGCCUAGCGACGAAGCUACUCUGAAGCAACAAAUCAUUUCCACUCCCGGCCUGACUGUUGAGAACUUGGUCUCGGUAGCAUGGGGCUCUGCUUCAACCUUCCGUGGUGGCGACAAGCGAGGAGGUGCUAACGGUGCUCGCAUUGCUUUACAGCCUCAAGCAUCAUGGGCAGUGAACAACCCCAAGCAAUUGCAGAAAGUGCUAUCUAAAUUGACCACGAUCCAAACCGCAUUCAACAGCGCCAACCAUGGAGGCAAGCAAGUCUCCCUCGCCGACCUCAUCGUCCUCGGUGGAAAUGCCGCCAUCGAAAAAGGUGCUGCUGCGGCCGGCUACACCAACGUCACCGUCCCCUUCACAGCCGGCCGAGUCGACGCCACACAGGCCGACACAGACAUCACAACCUUCGAAUACCUGAACCCCCAAGGCGACGGCUUCCGCAACUACCGCAACUACACCGGCUGGUCCCUCGCCCGCACCGAAGAACUCCUAGUCGACAAAGCCCAACAACUGACCCUCACGGCCCCCGAGAUGACCGUCCUCGUCGGCGGAAUGCGCGCCCUGAACGCCAACUUCGAUAACUCGGCCACCGGCAUCCUGACCGCUGAACCAGGCACUCUUACCAACGAUUUCUUCGUCAACUUAGUGGAUAUGAGGACCGUGUGGACUGCGGACUCUACUGGAGAGCUGUUCACGGGCAAGGAUCGCACGACGGGGAAGACGAAGUGGACGGCUACGCGCGCGGAUCUUGUGUUUGGGUCCCAUGCUGAGUUGAGGGCUAUUGUUGAGGUUUAUGCGCAGGCUGGCGGGAAGGACCAGGUGGUGUCUGAUUUUGUGGCUGCUUGGGCUAAGGUCAUGGAUUUGGAUCGUUUUGAUGUUAAGAAGUAGAGGGCUUUGUGCUGUUGUUGUUUAUUUGACUUCUUCUGAUUAGAUUAAUAGUAAUUCAGUUUUAUGUCUUAAGUUUUGCUUGGGAGGUGUUUGUCAUCUUUGAAAGCCAGAAAUACCGAUUCAGUUCCGUUUCCAUUCAACGCUUAGA